UACGCGGCGUCGAUUCAUCUUUCCGUGAUUGUCGCGUUGGACGCAUGCGCGUUAGACAGCUGCGUCUUUUUGCGGACACUCUGCUCUGCCCGCACGCUUGUCACCUCAGUUUUACCAACGCGCGUUUCAACCGACAUGCGUUCCCGCGAGUGAGCAACGUAGGCAGAUCAUUGUGCGAGGUCAUCGUCGUCGAACGUCGAACGUCGUCGUCGUCGCGAUCGUCGCGAUCGUCGUCAAUGCUGGUACGCAUAGACCGUGUCGCAUCGUCAUCGCCGUCGUCGUCGUUCUCGUCGUCGUCGUCGUCGCGGUUGUCGCCGUCGUGAUCGCGGUUGUGCUUGUCAAUCGUGCGAGCCCGUCGCCCAAACCUCCGGGGUUGACUCCGGAGAAACGCGACAUGUCGGUGUCGCGAGUGUCUGGAUCGCGACGGGCGCAGUGACGACGAUUCCGUCAGCACACACACCGAUGACGUCAGCGGAAUCGCGAUAUGAUGGAGUCCAUCAGAAAAUGGUUUUACAGGCCUAAGAGGGACGACACAAGUCUGCUGGCUCAAUUCUUUUACGCCGAUGAGUCCUUGAACGCAGUCGCCUGCGAGCUGGACUCCUUCGACGGUCGACAGGAGCCGGAGAGAUGUACGACGCUGGUGAAUCAACUGCGACAAUGUCAGGACAAGGUGCUGACCAUUUGUAAUCAGAUCAUGGAUGAGCUGAUACCCGAGAGUCGCGCCAAUCGGGACUUUAGGGUGAAGUUUCCCGAUGACGUGAUGCAGGAGAAUCUGGCCGGGCAGCUUUGGUUCGGCGCGGAAUGUCUGGCAGCCGGCUCGUCGAUCAUGAACCGGGAGGCCGAGAGCUCGACCAUGAGGCCGUUGGCGAAAGCUCUCACCAAGUCGUUGGAGAUUGUCAGGAACCUGCUGAGAGAGCAUGCGCUUAAAGGCCACAUGAAUUUGAAGGUGCUUAUGAAUACGCGAACGCAAAAUCCUCUCGAGCCAUCCUUGGAGAAGCUCAUCGAGUCGUUGAAGAUCUUUGAUCGACUCUUUGCCGAGUUUGAGCUGUGUUAUGUCGGCGCGAUGGUACCGGUGAAAUCGACAAAGGAAUACGAGCAGCAGGAACUUGUAUGUGUGCUGUUCUCGGAGACUUUACAGAGAGCGCUUGAGCGCGGUUUGUUGGACCAAGCUGAUGUAGACAAUUAUGAGCCGGCUUUAAUGUUUACUAUUCCACGAUUGGCUAUUGUGUCGGGACUCUUGGCGCCACCCGGAGGACCGUUGUGCCUCAAUUCAUCCGAUACUAUAAGCGAGAUGUUUAGACCAUUCAGAACUCUUCUUCUCAAGAUAAGAGAAUUAUUAUGGACGUUAAAUAAUCGCGAAUUGUACAUGUUGGAGAAGCUAUUAUGCUCGAAUGAGGAGCCAUCCAGUUCGAUCACACAAUCAACGAAAUCAACGUGUCAGGACAUACCAGAUUUGGAGGAAUAUGUUCAUGAUUUUUAUACCGGUUAUCCGAAUUGCAAAGAGUUCAUCAUUGAUUUUUACACUGUGACAAAAAAUACGGGUAAUAAUAUGGACGAGAUAGCGAGUGAUGCAGUUCAAUCGUUGAACGAAGGCGAUUCGAAAGUCGAUCAGUCGCCGAUCAAAAAACGCGAACAGGAUAGAGAGAAGCGUAGAAAACAGAAAAACGGCGAGGAAACUCGGCGCGAAGACUUAAACAUAUCCUCGGAUGGGUGUGAUAAUAAGGUAAUGUGUAAUAGCGGCGAAAAGACGCGACAAAGUAAUGGAGAAAGUGUCGGUGAACGAGUGCAAUGUAGACGCGAGCUCCCCGACGCGUUGUGUGAUAACGAACGGUUUCCUCAUGAUUGUGAUUCGGUUUAUAAUAGCGAAAAUAAUACCAGCGAGAGUUGCGACUCGAUAGCGCGAAGUGACAUUGUGAGAUUGGAUGUAGCGGGAAGUAGCGCUUCCGCGAAUAUCGUCGGCGACACGCGGAAUGAGGGAAGCUUUAUCACUUCCGACAUAACUCACAUACUUGAGGGAUGCUCUGAUAAUAUAGAGAUACCGCAAACGCAGUAUUUGCUUAACCAAGUCACUCGCGAAAGUACCAUGGACGGUGAGGCCGCGCACAUACCUGACAACUCUUUACCCGAUCUAGAUUCUAAGAGACUCAUCUCGGAGGCGAAUAAAACUCUCUCGAAUCUUUUGCUGGACUCGAGCGAAUGCCAAAAUGAGAUUUCGGAACAAACGGAUUCCGGCAUAUGUACGGUAAUAUCAUCCGAGAACACUAGCUUGUACGACAAGAGCCCGGAAGAGAAGAAGACCUUCGCCAACGAGAUCCAGAGAGAGGGAUGCGGCGCCUCGGAUGAAGAGGAUACGCAGGAGAACACUAGUUACUCUUGUUCCAAUAUGAGUUCGCCGAAAAGAAAAAAUCCCGUAAACUCAUGCGUUUGCAGCACGAGAGGCGCAAACAAGACAGCGUUAGAUCACUCAAUCGAGGUAUCUGGUUUGCACUCGAACGGACACGGGGAACUAGAUGGGAAAAACAUUCCACGAAUAUCAUCGAAUUUCGACGGCACCAACGAGGAAUUCAUCGGUGUAGCAUACGGCAAUGGCCAAUUAACCCUCUGUGAUUCCAAUCAGUCCACCUUCCAAAUAAACUAUUCCGAGAAUUGGGAAAAUCUCAAUUUGAAUAUCGAUGCGUCGAGCUCCAGGAAAGAAUUUUGGGGAGAUCUAAAAUGCGAAAAUUGCCCGUCCACUUCUCGUAGUAUCGACGAGAUUGGCAAAAAGAUCGAGAAAUAUGCGCAGGAUAAAGCAGCGACGAAGAAGACGCGGGACGAGAGGCAGCGACGGCGACAUCAGCACAGAUUAGUGGACCGAAAUACACAGAGGACCCAUCACGGCAGGAGAGAUGCUGAGAAAAGACAUCUGCAGAUCGUGCGAUCGGCCACGAGCACCGAAAGCUCCAGAUCGAAUUCCACGGAUCGAGGUUUAAAUUCACGUUUGACCAACCUCGGUGUCAACUUGCAAAGCACCAGGCAGAUGCCGAAUUUCGGUAGUCACAGUCCACACAUGAGCCCGAGGCUUCAUCAUUUCGAAUCGCGCAGCACCCCGAGCUCCGGACAACGCUGUUGCAAUCUGGGAACGCACUGCACGAACAGAAACUCAUCGCCGCAGAGCAGAAAGUUGUUGGAUCAUAGGAGAUCAAAGUCCGAGCAGAUCGCGAGGAUGAAGAGGAGAGACGUCGACAAGAAAGAGAAGCAUGAACGGGACAAGUACGCACGCACCGAGUCUACUAAGAGAAAACGAGGAAAUGGAAGUUCCAGCAGUCUCAUGAUGAAUGAUGGACUAGGCCCGAGAACGGACAAGAGUGGUCUUCCAACGGAGACCGUUGCUACGCUCUCGAACGCAGCAAUUCGUCAUGCAAGGGAUAAUCCCCAGAGAUCCGUGCGGGCGAUGAGACUGGUUAAUACGUCGACGAUAUCCGGUGUACGAAACUCUGAUCAAUCUCUGAGCUACAAGACCAACGUGGUGGCAUCGAGUUCCAGUUGUUCGAGCUGUUGUGAUUCGAGUUCGGAAACCAGCGAGUUUCACAGCGACUGCCAAGAUGACGAGGAGAUUGCACUGGCGAUGCAAGCUGCUGAAAUCGCAAAUAGAAAUCAAAUCAGAGCCAAAUUUCGAUCUUCGGAAGAUCUAGUCCAUCGCCUCUUCGUUUGCAUAGCGGGCGUGGCGGAUCAGUUGCAAACAAAUUUCGCGUCGGAUUUGCGAAAUAUUUUGAAAUGUGUUUUUCUCAUGAAUAGUAGUCAAAUAGUAGAAGAUACCGAAGGAUCGAAAGAUGAAAGUUCAGGUUCCACGAAUCAAUCGACAGUAGUCGUACCAAACGACACGACAGAGACGGAAAGUAUUCACGAACGCCAAGAACCAUUACCCGAAUACGAAGACAUGGAGGAAACCUCAUUGACCCAUGAUCGAACUUCUCCCGUCACCGAGAGAGGAGAAGAAUGCGUCGAGAGAGCACCCGCUUGGGUGCCGGACAAUGACGCGCCAAGAUGUAUGGCUUGUCAAGCGGGAUUCACGGUCGUGCGACGUAGGCACCAUUGCCGAAACUGCGGUAAAGUGUUUUGCGGUCGUUGCAGCAGCAACAAUGUCCCACUGCCUCGAUACGGGCAUACGAAACCCGUGAGAGUAUGCAACAGGUGUUUCCUGUACCAAGUGACGCCCUUUACUACGGUCUCGCAAGUCACGUCCACCAGUUGAAUGUUUCUGGAGUGGCUUGUAAAUCCGAUUAUAUUUUCUAUUUGAAGUCUCCCGGUGUGUUACGUAUUCCCUUUCAAUGUGUGUAACGUAUUCGCGCAAAUUUGCAACCGUUUCUUGAUCGUAAUAAAGUCAUUAUUCUUAUAUAAUAGGAACGAUAAUUCAAAAGAGUUCUCUUACAAUUAGUAGAGCGGAGAAAAUCGGGUGUAAUUAUGUGAUACUCGCACAGUGUUACGAACUUUAGUCCAAUGAAUUAGCUGUUUCAUUAGUCGAAGCAGUCGUUUUUCGAUUCGGAAUUGUCAAACUAUAUUCGGGUAUUUGCUUCUCUUCUUCUCUCCUAUUCUUCUUAAGUGAUAUAUAUAAGUACACACAUUAAAUAUAAUAUAUAUUAUUGGAAAAUCUGAUGACAUUUGAUUUGUCCAAUUCUCUGUGUUUAAAAGUUUGUAAAAAGAGAAACCGUAGAAACACGUUUAUCGUAUAAAAAUGAGAAGAGAAAUUGGAGGGAAAUCACUGUCACCAGAUCGUUUUACCGCGUUUAUACAUUUACGUGCACUUAAACUGUAAAAUUAGAUAUACCAGCGCUAAUCGCUCAUAUUUUUACACAUUGUGAUUAGAUAUUCUUCAAGAAAGUGUUAUUACGAUUCGUGACAAUUACAACAACGCAAUUUUACUUUGGAUAGAUGAUAAGAUUCUCUGUAAAUUGUCCCAGUUUAUUUAAGAAGGUCCUGUCUUUGUUUGAGACAGACUUAAGCUAAGAUUGUAUAGAGAGCUAUCAUCAAGAAUGUCUUUAUAUUACCAUUUUUAUUAUUCUUAUGUAUUAUUAUUUCAGCUAUAAUAAUUAUUUUAUUAUCAUUAUUAUAUAUUAUUCUUAUUAUUUCACCAUAUGAUUGUAGCUCUCGUACGAAUUCAUUAUACGAAUUAAAUGAUUAUUAAUUUUUUAAGUUAUAGUUUUUGCCGAUUUAUCUUAUAAACUAAUAACAGUUUUUUUAUUUUUGUUCAAAGUGUGAUAGAACUUGUGUUUUCUAGAACGAAAUAUACGUUUUUUUGCAAUUUAUUUCGAUAUGUUUAUAAUAAUUUCGCGAUGUAAGUAAUAUCCUUGGUGCGUGGCACAUGAAACCCGUAUAAUAUUAUGAUAUCAAUAAUUAUCAUUUUCAUAGAUUCAUAAUUAUUAGAGUUAUUAAAACGUCGAUUGCGCACACUCAUAUUUAAAAGAAUGCAAACUUAAGUAAAAUGUUAUUAAUUGCAGCAGAAUUUCACAAAUCAAUACAUAAAUAAGCAUCACCAAUACUCCAAGCAUGAAGAUUCUUUUAAUUUGAGAUAUUUAGUUUUCUCGUUAUAUGAAUAGAAACCGAGAAACUAUUCCAUUGCUUGUGUAUCUUUCAAGAGAAAACUCUUGGAUUGAUAGACGAUGAAUUUCCAUAAAAGACAAGCUUAAGACUUGAAGCAUCAAAUCCUGUAUGAUGUCUAUACUCUUGUGUGAUGUAUAAGUGUGUGUACAGACUGGAGUAUACAUAUACUCGAAUAACGAUAAUAUUAAGGAAGAAAAUAUGCAAGAAAAUUUAUUUUCUUUUUUUUCUGUGUUUAAUGGUCAGGUCGCGCCGCAAGAGAAUUUCUAAGCAUGUACUGCCCGGUGAUGUAUUUCAAGGUAUAUACACAGGUGCAUUAGCGUACACGUAUGCACGCACCCAGACACACAUAUAUACGCGACUUGCUCCUCUGUGCCAAAUUUAUGACAAUACUUUCCUUUGUACAAUUCACACAUGAAUUUGGUUCCUAUCGAAAAACUUGGACAAAUACUUCCGAUUAUCAAUACAAAUGCAUCGCGUUGUGUUAAAAAUAGAUUCAGAAAUUGUAUAGUGAAAGAGAGAGAAAGAGAAAGCAGUAUUCGAGAUGAACACCCGACAUAAUAGAGUGUGUGUGUGUGUGUGUGUGUGUUUUGAUUAAUAAAAAGACUGGUUGGAUGUAUAGAUCGUUGUUUGCUCAUUAUUAUUUCGAGCAUUCGCCGAUAAUUAAACGAUAUAAAUAUCGAAUAGUGCAGAUUAUAUCACGUUUCUUUAAUUUUUAUUUUCAAUUAUAUUAUCGUUUCCAUUAUAUAGUAAGAAGAGAUUAUCUCUCUCAAUUUCUCCAAACAUCUUGUCAAAUCCCCGCAAACAAAUUUCAAUUUGAUGUUUAUCAUUGUUUAAAAAAAUCGAUUAAAAAACGAAUUAAUUUAUAACAAUAACUGGCGCUAUUAAAAACGAUAUUUAGCUUGGCAAACGCCGAUAUUGCGCCGAAUAUUCGACCAUCAGUAUAAGAAAAUAAACGUAUCACGAUCAUAUAUAUAUGUAAACGAUUGUAUAAAUUGAGUCGAUUCUCGCUGCGGUUAGCUUUAUUGAAGGAAUGGCGUUAAUUGGAACCGAUAUGUAUCGAUUCAUCCGGCAUUUCGAUACGAUUAUCGAUUUUCAUUACGAGGAUGUAAUAAUGUUCCCUCGAAACGAAUAAUAAAAUAUAUCGUUCGGCGAGAUCAAACUUGUAGAAAUCGUUGUACAUUAUAAUCGCGUGCGCAUUGUAAACUAUAGGUAGAACUUUUUCGAAGGAAAAAAAAAAAAUUAUAUAGUGUCCAUGGAACGGCGAGAGUGCUCGUAAGACGUGUAAAAUUAGCUAGAGAGAGAGAGAGAGAGAGAGAAACAAACUUAUUUCCUUAUACGUGUAAGGAAUACAUCGAGUAGAGAGAAUAUACCUUUAAGAUUCGAACGCGCUUAGAGACGGAGAGUUAUUUUUUACACAUAAUCUCGAUGCCUUGCUAGAAUAUCGAUUGUGCUUUCGAUUUUGGACACGAGGAAAUGUCGCUCUCUGGCUAAAAAGUUCCGGAGACUAAAAUAUAUCUCAUCCUUCUUCUUGUACUUGUGAGAAUCAUUUUGGUAAUCAGGAUUUCCCCUGUGCCUAAUACGUCACAGAUUAGUCUGUGAAGAUAAACUAUAUAUGAAAACAAAAAAAGAGGGGGGGGAGGGGAGAGAAGGAGGUGGAAGGAAAGAACGCGUAAAAGAAAGAAAAUUCGAGACGAUAUAAAAUAUAGAGUGGAUCGAGGAUCACGAUGUCGUAUGAACGUAAGUUUGAAAUUUUAAGAAUUUUGAACGCGUUGAUCUCCGUGCAUAUGUAUGAAAAACGAAAUAAUUAAUAUUAAUUAUUAUAAUAAUUAAUAUUUAUAUUUCUCUUUCACGGAAUAUGAAUAUAUUAAAAAAUACAAUAAAAAUUACGGUAUUUUAGAUCGAUUAUUCACAUGUAUAGUCGAAUUUCUUUUUCCAUCGCGGUUGCAAUAUGCUCCUUCCGACAUGGUGAUGUUGAUCCACUCGAUAAUCAAGUGAGAGUUGCGAUCUGCCAAUUAAAUAAGAAAUUAUUCCGAUCAUACGAGGUGUUAGAAUGUGUAUCUCGGAAUUAUUUUUAUAUUAUUUGCCUAAGUGUAUGCGCGUAGAAAUGUAUCCUUGGGACGUUUGACGUGGGAUCGCAUUUCGAAUAAUCGGUCGAACAGCGCGUAAUCCCCAAUAGAAUGGAACGACGUUGAAACGUUAAUUGACAUUAACGAUUACAUUUGACGCCGAAUUAACUUGUGAUCGGUAUCGAAGGGCGAUAGAAUUUCUAUGACGUUGUGUCGAUGAUUUUAAAUUAAUGAGAAAUGCAACGGGAUUUGCGGAUAAAUUGUUAGAGUAUCUGUAUGUACGUGUGUGUGCGCGCGCGUGUGUUUUUGUGCGUGAAUACGACAAGUUAUUAUUCGCAAUAUUGGAUCGUGGGACGAUGUCCCAUCAAUACUUGAAUGCAUUGUGGUUUCGGUAUAAUGGACGUAUUAAAAUACGAAUGUAAAUAAAGUUUGUUAUUCAAGGUGUUUAAA
Molecule: messenger RNA, 8093 nt
Organism: Camponotus floridanus (Florida carpenter ant)
Lineage: Eukaryota; Metazoa; Arthropoda; Insecta; Hymenoptera; Formicidae
Product: lateral signaling target protein 2 homolog
Exons: 6
Coding region: 485-4231 (1248 amino acids)
Cellular component (GO): early endosome membrane
Molecular function (GO): metal ion binding
Source: RefSeq, a predicted model, not a curated record